Messenger RNA from Acanthocheilonema viteae, 2529 nucleotides. The record is from the annotation of a GenBank genome assembly. NCBI's taxonomy places the organism in Eukaryota, Metazoa, Nematoda, Chromadorea, Rhabditida, Onchocercidae.
AUGUCGGUGGAAGUAGAUGUACGUCUUUUGGGGUCAGCGGAGUUCGGCGCGACAGCUGUAAUUGGAGAUGACGCAUCAUGUCAAACUGCAACAACAAACGGAUUUUCGGCAACAUCAUCAGCUGCGCAUAUGUUGGGACAAUUUUCAAAACUUAUGUCAUUGAAUCAUCCCAACCUGUGCAAAUACGUGGAGUUUGUUCGAUCAGCAGUUCUUGAGAAUGCAGGUUUUAUGAUUUCGGAGCAUUAUUCACAGUCAGCUGUUGAAGAACUGAAGGAAUGUAAAAAGUUGGAUGUGGCACGAAUCAUAUCUUUGUUACAAGCGGUCUUGUCAGCUUUUACGUACUUGCAUUCUCAGCAUAUCAUUAUUGGUUACUUCAAUUUAAAUUCGAUCCUUUUGUCAUCUCAGAAUUUGGUUCGGUUAGCGCAGUAUGGUUUGCACUGUAUCAGUGGCAGUAGAAGAGAUUUAGAAUACCGCAUUAAUUAUUCUUGGUACCUUCCGCCAGAGCGUUUCUUGCAAGCUCAAAUCAAAAAUGGUUUCGUUUGUCGAGCGGGAGAUAUCUGGUCAUUUGGGAUUGCUGCGCUUGAACUCUCAAUCGGUUGCCUUCUUUCUGAAAUUUGGUCUCCGAAGCAGUUUUAUUGCACACUUAUUGCCUUAAUCAGAAAAAAACGGAGUGGCUCGAUUUUUCGGUUAUUGUUGGCUGAAAUUCAACAGAAGGAACGAAGUAUUCAUAUUGCGUCAAAUAACACGAUCAUGACGAUACUUGAGAAAGCGCUAUGUGUCCUUCCGUCGCAACGACCUACUGCCAGGGAGUUACUUUCUAUAAUCAAGGAUGGAAGUAAUAGUCACUCAAACAUAAGUGAAGAUUAUAGUGUGUAUAAUAGUGAAAACGACGAAAGCAGUCUGGCGGAAAGUGCUGAACAUAUGAGAGAAUUGUUAGAAAGUGAAGGAACAGAAGCAGUUCAAAAUUUACCUAUUAACGAAGCCUUUUUUUUAUGGAAGUUAUGUGGAAGCAGUAUUGAAACUAUUUUUCUUAAUCAUGGCAUUAUUAAAGCAAAUCCACCUGUUCUCGCUUUACCAUAUUUGGUUGAUGGAGAUUGCUUUAUGUAUGGUAAUGCUCAUAUAAGGAAAUAUGAAUUCGCUUUCGAUAUUUUUAUCCUUCCAUCAAAUAAUUUUCGCGACAGGAUGAAGUCCCUUAACGAAAGCAGAUUUUUGAUUUCAUUUGAAAUGGAAGAGAAAACGCGAGAGUCAAACGAUUUGUCGCUAAUGGUGAAGGAAAAAGAUAUUGAAUACCAGGGUCGACGGAUGCUUAUUCUUCGCCGUUUACUUUCAAGUUAUCCGUUCAAAAAGUCACUUUUGUUUUGCGAAUGUUGUCAUGACAUUCCUCCCCUAUAUAGAGCUAAUUUGUGGAGUGCAUUGUUGAAUAUAUAUUGGGAUGUUGAGAAACGUUUCAUAGCAGUUGAUACUUUUUCUCCUCAUGCUUCUGAUCGCCAGUUAUUGGUCGAUAUUCCUCGUUGUCAUCAGUAUGACGAUUUGAUGGCUUCACCAAUUGCUCAUCGCAAACUGAAACGUCUUUUGAAGGCAUGGCUCCUUUUACAUAAAAAUUACGUUUAUUGGCAAGGUUUGGACUCUCUAGCGGCACCAUUUCUUGUUCUUAACUUCACUCAUUUAGCCAGUGCAUAUUCUUGUCUAGAAUCGUUCAUCAGACUCUAUUUGCAUGACUUUUUCUUGCGAGACAAUUCAUCUGUUGUGCAAGAAUAUUUGGCAGUUUUUUUUCAUCUUUUGGCAUUCGUGGAUGCAGCAUUAUAUACACAUCUCUCCAUUAUGGAUUUCCGUCCUGAGUUAUUCGCUAUUCCAUGGUUUCUCACUUGUUUUGCCCAUAUAUUACCUCUGCAUAAGUUAUUCUAUGUUUGGGAUGUUUUAUUGUUAUCGGACUCAUCUUUUCCAUUAUUUGUUGGACUUGCAAUCAUGGAACAGUUACGGGCUGGACUUAUUACUACGCAUUUCAAUGAUGCGAUCUUACUUUUUUCAGAUCUUCCAGAUCUAAAUAUGGAACGUUUGGUGCAGUAUUCAUUGAAUUACUACAAUAUUGUGCCAGCAUCAUGCACCUUCAGACAAUAUGCAUCGAAACAUGUGCGAGAGGAGUAUGCAAUGACGCAUUAUACUGUAACUGAAUUGAAUGAAUUUUGUUGUCCGCGAAUAUCAGCUACCGAUGUCAUUCGUCUCACUGAAUAUUCUUCAUUACUUGUUAUCGAUGUCCGUCCACAAUACGAAUAUUCUCGUGGUGCUAUUGUGGGCAGUGUGAAUUUACCUCCGUAUGGUGAGGAAGAUACGUUGGAUACCCUUAAAACAGCAUUAAUGAACGCGCAGUCAGCAGGUCAUGUCAUCGUUAUCGUUGAUAACGAACAUUUGCAGAGGGCUAAAAAGAUAUCAAAGUUAUGCGUGCUGGAAGGAUACAAUUGUGUGUGUGUUUUGGAUGGUGGUGUUCAGAAAGUUCGCUCUAUGCACGAUAUCUUUUGCAUACCUUCUUGA